Messenger RNA from Guillardia theta CCMP2712, 925 nucleotides. RefSeq lists its product as hypothetical. Lineage: Eukaryota; Cryptophyceae; Pyrenomonadales; Geminigeraceae. Bases 80 to 838 code for a protein of 252 amino acids. The transcript has a single exon. The record is from RefSeq and is a predicted model, not a curated record.
ACGCACAGCACCUUGCCCUCCUCCUCCACGUUGCAGUCGCGUGCUCCCUCUGAAGCAGCUUACUCCUGAAACAUUCGACAUGCCUGACUCUACUUGCUACUUGCUUGCUGGCUUCUCUCUUCUCCAGUCGGCCUUUCCCAUGUAUUACGCGUACUCGUGGGCACACAUCGAUGCAUCGGACGCCAACGACCGUCUGCAGAACACCUCGCUCUACAAGGUGUUCUCCACUUACGUCGGCGUGCUCUGGCUCCUCACUGUUGUCAACAUUUUUGCUCCUUUGAUUGGCAUUGGCGAUGACAAGGGCCAGAGGAACCUGGCCAGGACCAUUGCGUUCCUGCUCAACUUGUCCGGAGGUUUGGCUGUCGUCAUCUUGGGCAUCUGGAUCAUCGCUGCUGUUUUUCCGACCACCGCGUGCGCUGAACUUGGCUUGAAGGCUCCGUCAAGCCGCUGGGCCUGCACUGCCUACCACAUCAUCAGCUGGAUGGACUUCUUCAUCCUCUGCCUGCUUGCUCUGUUGCUGAUCCUCAGCCCUUGCCUGAUCGGGGCUCUCAAGGGCAUGCUGCACUCCAUGCUCGACACCGCAGGAGCAAGGUCCAUCUUUCCCGACGGAGUUAUCGAUGCUCUUCACAGAAUGCUGCCUGCUGUUGCCCAGGUUUCCCAGCCCAAGUCCGUGGAAGAGCCUGCGCCUGUCCUUUCUCCGCAGCCCAUGUACUCCUUGGCUCCAGUCAGUGCCGCGUCCUAUCCAGUGCUCUCGCCGGUGGUGACGACCCCAGGAGUCCCAUCAAUUCAACCGGUUGCGGGCUACCAGCCCCAGAUGUACGUCUCAUCCAUCCAGUGAAGAAAUUCAAGAAAUGAUUGCGUGCUGUGUGUUGACGUUCUUUCAUCGUACGAUUCUAAAUGAUUUUGAUAAUAAACAAUUUUCAGU